Cadophora gregata is the source of this 744-nucleotide messenger RNA. It is a transcript of the gene TPI1, whose product is annotated as triosephosphate isomerase. The transcript is spliced from 4 exons. NCBI's taxonomy places the organism in Eukaryota, Fungi, Ascomycota, Leotiomycetes, Helotiales, Ploettnerulaceae. Gene Ontology annotation, molecular function: triose-phosphate isomerase activity. Gene Ontology annotation, cellular component: cytosol. Gene Ontology annotation, biological process: glycerol catabolic process; glycolytic process; gluconeogenesis. The record is from RefSeq and is a predicted model, not a curated record. Bases 1 to 744 code for a protein of 247 amino acids.
AUGCCUCGUCAAUUCUUCGUCGGUGGUAACUUCAAGAUGAAUGGCUCGGUGGAGGGCAUCAAGAAGAUCAUUGGAGGCCUUAAUGAUGCCAAGCUGGAUUCCAACGUCGAGGUUGUCAUUGCUCCACCAUCCCUUUACCUUCUCCUCGCCCGCGAGCAUCUCAAGCCAGGUCUCGAAGUCGCUGCCCAGAACGUUUUUGAUAAGCCCAACGGAGCUUUCACUGGCGAGAUCUCAGUUGAUCAGCUCAAGGAUAGUAACAUCACCUGGACCCUUCUCGGUCACUCCGAGCGCCGUGUCAUCUUACAAGAAGACGAUGUAUUCGUCGCCAACAAAACCAAGGCGGCCCUUGAUGGUGGAAUUGGCGUUAUCUUCUGCUGCGGAGAAUCCCUGGAACAAAGAGAGAGUGGGAAGACAAUUGAUGUUGUCACUGCUCAGUUGAAAGCUGUCAAGGAGAAGGUCCAAGAUUGGUCCAAGAUCGUUAUUGCCUACGAGCCAAUUUGGGCUAUUGGAACUGGAAAAGUUGCUAGCACCGAGCAGGCUCAGGAGGUCCAUGCUGCCAUCCGCUCAUGGUUGAAGGCUGAGGUCAGCGAGAAGGCUGCUGAGGAGACGAGAAUUAUCUAUGGUGGAAGUGUCAGCGAGAAGAACUGCAAGGAUCUGGCCAAGCAACCUGACAUCGACGGGUUCUUAGUUGGAGGCGCCUCCCUCAAGCCUGCCUUUGUGGAAAUCAUCAACUCCCACUUGUGA